This is a messenger RNA of Jatropha curcas, 3244 nucleotides long. RefSeq lists its product as uncharacterized. Lineage: Eukaryota; Viridiplantae; Streptophyta; Magnoliopsida; Malpighiales; Euphorbiaceae. The record is from RefSeq and is a predicted model, not a curated record. Gene Ontology annotation, molecular function: ATP binding; protein binding; protein kinase activity. Gene Ontology annotation, biological process: protein phosphorylation.
GUUUUAAUAUACAAACUGCUUCUAACUAUCCACUAAUUACGGCUCUAAUUACUCCUAAAGUUCCACCUAACAUGAUUUUUACUUUUACUGUGUGUACAGUUUAGUGGACAGGGAAAUGAUGAACUAUGAUUCUGAUCCCUACUUUUUCUCUUCAUCCGACAAAGACCCUUUUCAUGCCUUGAGUUCUUGGAAUGAUUCUCUGCACUACUGUCAAUGGCGUGGUGUUUCGUGCAGUCGCCGACAUCCUGACAGGGUCACAGCCUUAAUCUUCAACUCACGAGGCCUAACAGGACCUCUGUCGCCUCAUAUUGGAAAUCUCUCCUUUCUGAAUGUCAUUGAUUUCCAAAACAAUAGCUUCAAUGGCCGAAUUCCACAAGAAAUUGGUCGUCUUCGUCGCCUGCGAUAUCUAAUACUUGCCAACAAUUCAUUUGGUGGGAAUAUACCAGCAAACUUGUCCAGUUGCUCUGAACUUUUAUACCUUGACCUCAUCGACAAUAAGCUUACUGGAAACAUACCUGCUGAGUUGGGAUCUUUGCCAAAACUUGGAGCACUAGGCUUGGGACGUAAUAAUCUGACAGGAACUAUUCCUCCUUCAAUUGGGAAUCUCUCAUCUCUUUACCAAAUAUCUAUAAGAACAAAUAACUUGCACGGACAGAUUCCGGAGGAGCUUUCGCAACUUGUGAAACUAAAGGAUGUGUUAUUUGGAGAAAAUAAUCUGAUUGGUGAGAUUCCUUAUGGCCUUUUUAACAUCUCAAGCAUUGAAAUAUUUAACUUCAUUUAUAACCAGCUACAAGGAGGCAUUCCCUCUGAUAUAGGCCUUACUCUUCCCAAGUUAUCUUCUCUUGCACUAGCAUAUAAUAAGUUUACUGGGUCAAUUCCUGUUACAUUAUCAAAUGCUUCCACUCUUGAAAGAUUUGCUUUUUCUUCAAAUCAUUUUACUGGUUCAAUUCCAAAAGAUCUAGGGAAGUUGCCACGUCUUUUGAUGGCUUUCUUCUCAGAAAAUCAGUUACAAGAUGACUUGAGUUUCAUUGAUUCUCUAACUAAUUGUUCUGGUUUACAACAAAUCCAUGUUGAGAGGAACUUUUUCAAUGGGUCUAUUCCCAAAUCCAUAGCCAAUCUCUCCAAAGACAUGUGGUUUCUUGGUCUGUCAGAAAAUCAGUUGCAAAAUGGCAUCCCCUUAGGUCUUGAAAACCUCGUUAAUUUGAGAUUUUUGCAGCUGGGUUGGAAUUAUCUCUCAGGUCGUAUUCCUAUUGAUUUUGGCAGAUUUCCGUACUUGCAAUAUUUGACUUUGUCUAGCAACAAUUUCACUGGAACUAUCCCAUCUUCAUUUGGUAACUUAACUUUCCUGACUAUUCUUUACAUGAGAGCCAACAACUUUCAUGGAAGCAUACCUCCAAAUCUCGGCAAUUGUCGUAGCUUGAUCGAGUUGGAUCUUGGUCGGAAUAAUCUUAAUGGUUCAAUACCCAAAGAAGUUAUUGGCCUUUCUUCCCUUUCAGUUGGACUAUAUUUAUCUCAAAAUGAACUUACUGGUGUCAUUCCAUCAGAAAUUGGAUUGCUUCAAAAUCUAGUCUCAUUGGAUUUAUCUAACAAUAGAUUUUCUGGUAUAAUUCCAAAAACCAUUGGUGAAUGUUCGAAAUUGGAAGGGCUUUAUCUAUCGGAUAAUUCAUUUGAAGGAGAGAUACCUCAAGCUUUGAGUUUUUUGCAUGGUUUAAGAGAGCUGGAUAUUUCAGGCAAUAACUUCUCAGGUAAAAUUCCAGAUUCUUUAGCUGGGCUUGAUGGGUUGAGCCUUUUGAAUCUGUCAUUUAAUAGGCUUGAAGGAGAAGUACCAAAACAGGGACUUUUCUUAAAUGCAAGUGAAAUUUCAUUGUUAGGAAACAAUCUUUGUGGAGGAAUCAAAGAAUUGAAGCUUCCUCCUUGCCCUUCCUCAAAAUCCACAAAGAAUACACUCUCCCCUGCUCAGAAAAUAUUAAUCUCAGUCUUCAGUGUUGCAUUAUUUUUGCUUGUGUUGACAUCCUUCUUAAUUUUCUGGUAUAGGAAAAGAACUUCUAGAAGUAAAGGCAUCUCCAUGCCAUCAUUUAAUCACCAGUUUUUGAGACUUUCCUAUGCAGAACUCUUCAAAGCCACUGAUGGAUUUUCUGAGUCCAAUAUAGUAGGCACCGGUGGCUAUAGUUCUGUCUAUAAAGGAAUUCUUGAUCAAACAGCAAAAGAAGUAGCAGUAAAAGUGUUGAACCUGCAUCGGAAAGGAGCAUCAAAUAGUUUUCUGCGUGAAUGUGAAGCUCUUAGAACCAUCAGGCAUAGGAAUCUCAUGAAGUUACUCAGUGCCUGUUCUAGCAUUGACUUUAAAGGGAAUGAUUUCAAAGCUCUAGUUUAUGAAUUCAUGUCAAAUGGGAGCUUGGAGAAAUGGUUGUACGCUAGCCAUGUAAUGGAAGAUGGGAGACAAAUAGAAUCAAUAAGUUUGAAGCUAAUGCAUAGGCUAAAUAUUGCUAUUGACAUUGCUUCUGCACUCGAGUACCUUCAUAAUGGUUGCCCAUCGACAAUCAUACAUGGAGAGCUAAAGCCAAGUAAUGUUCUUCUAGAUGAUGAGAUGACAGCCUAUGUUGGAGACUUUGGCUUAGCAAAGAUUGUUUCUACAAUUUCUGUUGGGUCUCAGCAACAUCAGCAUCAAAGUAGUUCUCUAGCAAUCAAAGGAACAAUAGGCUAUGUUGCUCCAGAGUACGGCAUGAGCGACAUGGUGUCCGUAGAAGGAGACAUAUAUAGCUAUGGAAUUAUGUUAUUGGAGAUGUUUACAGGAAAGAAACCCACUGAUAAUUCUUUUACAAAUGAAGUAAAUCUUCAUGUUUUUGUUGAAAGAUCUUUGCCAUAUAAAGUGAUGGAAAUUGUAGAUCCACGCAUUUUAAUAGAAGAUGGAAGAGGAACUCCGGUAGAUUGCUUGGUCUCGGUAUUGAGAAUUGGAGUUUAUUGCUCCAUGGAACAACCAACAGAGAGGAUGAAAAUGGUAGAUGUAAUCAGAGAAUUACAAAAGGUGAAGGAUGUGUAUAUGAACGAAUUAAGAGAGCACUAAUUGUCGAAUUGAAGGCUCGAGCACCUCCCUAACAGCAUUAAUGAAAAAUUUCAACCAUUUCAUCCUGUUGCGCAUUACAACAAGUUGCCUUUCUCAUGGCUAAUAGUUGACCAAAGUAUUUCUUUAUAUUUGAUUUGUUUGCGAGUAUUUUAUUAAUAAUAGAAUUAGAACUUUUUCAUCUCA